AAGCUAGCUGCGGAGCGGAGGGAAAAGGAAAGCUCAUUACCGCGGGGUGCGAGCCGCGUCAGCAGACUAGCUAGAAAGUGAAUCUUGUCCUGUCAAGUUUAUACAUUUAUACCUGAUACUCCUUGGAGAAGUGGAAACACAAACGAGAGGAGCAAAAGUGCCACAAGUUGAGGAGCGCGAAGUGACCGGGAAGCAGCAGAUGGAAAUCAGGAUGUUCAGCAACAUAGAUUCAGAGUUUUGGAGCGACUGAGCAGGCCGUUUCAAGAGGCUUUGGAUAAACAAGGAGGAGGCAGGAAAAUGACCUAAUUAACGACAAGCGUGACGGACAAACUGCUGCAAAUGUGUUGGUGGUAAUUUCCCCAGUUUCACCCACAAGCAAGACACAUGCAUCAGUGCACAAACGCGUACAACACAUUUACAAACCCUGCCCUUCCCUUCCUGCCAUCCGCCCCAGUCCUCCAUGGAUUCCUACAACUUCCACUUUGAGAGAAUGAGCAACGUGGACCUGCAUCCUCUGAGCCUGCCUGUCAGCCGGCUCUCCCCAGCCAAGUCCAGCAGCAGCAUCGCCGACCAGCUUGCCCAUCACCAACACGGCAAAGGAGACUCCGCCUACAGCUCCUUUUCUGGCGGCUCCACUGCGCCAGACUACCCGUCUCCCUUCCUCCCAGACGACCUACAGUCCAGUUCCUUCAGCCACUAUGCUGAUCUUAAGUACGUAAAGUCCAUUUACCAUCCGACCCAGGUUCUGCAGUCCGACUCAAAGACCAUGGACCAGCUCUAUCGCUCUGUAGAAGCUAUCUCACAGCAGUACCGCAACAAUACCAGCAUCAAAGUAAACCACCACAAUGGCAAUGACAGUUUCCAUUCCAACAACAAAGCACUCUCUAAGCAAGAGGUACACCCCCAAGGAGCUCACCCUCCUGUCCGUCCUCCUCCAGUCCCAGCACGCAUGGAUAGUUUCAUAGCCACAAAAAACUUGGAGAACAGCAGGGUCCACCGGCAGGGUACUGAGCCUCAACAACAGCCCAGACCCAACAAUCGACUCCAUCCACAGCCCCAUGGCCUGAACGCCCCAAGACCUGAGAAGGCUAAGCCAGAUACAGGCAACCCAAGCGUCAGUUCUGACCCAGUGUACUCAGGUUGGAGGGGCCCGCAACAGCAACAGCCUCAGGCCCAGCAGCCACCAAGCUACCGCCCCCACCUCCAGCCUUACGAUCAGACCAGGGUGCCGCUGAACCCAGAAUAUCUUUACAUUACGGAUAACAAAACUGCCUCUGAGCAGCAGAAGUCAGCAAGCAUCCUAAGCCGAUCACCUCCCCGAGGCACGAUCCAGGCUGAGCACCUGAAACCCAGACAGCUCUCGAGCAGCGGUGCAUGUAAUGGAGACCAUCACAACAAACCCAGCAGCCAUUUUGAGAGUCAGCGCAAAAGGUCAAAAUCAGCUCAUGAUUGGCUUGGUUCAGAGCCAGCCCGAGCUGCCAGCCCCUGGAAUGCUGGUCAGAGUUUGAUUAACAGCAGCAUCCAACAUAAAGGUCAGUUCUACUUCGUCACAGGAGUGUGUAAGCCGUCUGAAUCAGCAUCUGUGUGUGGCUCUGAGGCUGGGAGUGAGAGCUCCUCUGUGCUGGAGACACAUCAGCUCAGAGAGAAAGAAAGAUGCCACAGCACAAUGGAUAACUUGUUUAGACCUCUCCAAGAGAGCUCCCGCACUUCCAGUGGUGUGAUUCCUGAUGAGAGAGAGGUUUUCACUUCUGUGUCCAGGAGCCAGGACCAGGAGAAUCGCAGACUAUCAUUCACCUCGAUGCAGUCUGCUCAAAGCUUUGACACCUUAGAAGACAUCGACAUGAUGCAGAGUCGAGAGAUUGGCCGCCACACUGCCAACAACCCCAUAUUCUACUGUGGACCUGACAGGAACUGCCCCACUCCAACACAGGAGGUCACCUCAGUGAAUGAACAACCUAACCAUCACAAGAGAGAGGAGCAGGCCAGCAGAGGGAAACGGCAGCCCUUUGGGGAUGUAGCCAGCGAGAGGAUAAACAAAGAAACUACCCCACUUCUGUACCACCUCACCGGAGCCAACAGAGCAGCAUUACAGCCCAAGAAGAAUGAUUUCAGUGUGAAGGGCAAGGAAGCAAUCCAAAACAAAACCGGUCAUAGAGAAUUGGCUGGCAGCGAUAAUGAGAGACCUUCAAAAAGUGACACAAGUACGAACGAUAGAGGGGAAGUCAGCUCUGCCUGUAACACCCUGGAUGACUCGUUUAAAAAGUACUACAAGGAGAAGCUGAAGGAUGCCCAGUCUAAAGUCUUAAAGGAGACGUCAUUCAAAAGGAAGGACUUGCAGCUGUCAUGGCCACACCGUAUCAGGCAAAAACCUGAGAUGAGGCCUACAGUGAUUCACUCUUUCUCCUCGUCACAGGACUCUGAGACCUCCACAGAGACACUCACGCCUUCUGUGACCUCUGAGGAGACAGAGAAGGGGAGCAUUAAAGAAGAAGUUAGGGAGAGUCACAGGGAGAAGGACAAAGAGACUGAAAAGGAAAACGGGAGACCUGAAAAGGUGGCGCAGCCCCAGGUGGCACGCAUCGGAGGCAGGAGACGGUUGACUCCAGAGCAGAAGAAGAUGUGCUACUCGGAACCAGAGAAACUUCACCAGCUCGGUGGCGGCCCCGUCCACUCUGCUUGCCGAUCGUUUGGCAAUGAAAAUGACAGCCUGUUUGUUGUUGAAUGCGAAGGAGAGGAACAUGUGCAGAAAGGAGAGCAGGGACUGGUGGCAGCACGAAGGAAGAUUUUCGAGACAAGAGGCCGAGCCCUUUCAGCCUCCAGUGCUUCAAAGACAAACUUAAAACAUCUGCAACACAAGGCUCUGGUGGAGUACAUGGAGCGUAAGACUGGCCAGAAGGUGGCUGAGCCACAGCAGCCAGCGCCUCAGUUACCUCCUCCAUCCAGACAGAGGCAUUCUCUGGGAGAGAAACCCUUCGACUGGGGUCCCAGACCUUCAUCAGCAAAUCAUGAAGGAAAAACCACCAAGAAGAAACUCAACAGGCCGCACUCUGCAGGCCGCAUCCUUGAUUCCUCCACCAGCUCCAUCAGGUAUGCCCAGUUCUUCUCAGCUCAGUCUUGUUCAGGACAAUAUGCUGGCCAGUCCGAUCAGCUCAAGUGGAGGGAGAGCAGAGGUCCAUCUCAGGGGAAGUCCGCCUCAGUCGAGAGUCUCCUGGACCAGCCAGAACCACCCACUUUCUUCAGGAACAGAUCCACAUCCACACCACAUGCACUUGAAGAUCUGGAGGCACACGACAGUGAAAAGGAUCCUGUACCAGUUCAUUCUAUGGAAACCUCGAGACCCCAGAAGAAUCAACCUGACGAGGCCUUGAUAAAGCCGGCGCCUGAGGGCCAGCAGCGGGUCCGUGUGGUCGCACAGAGGGGGAAGUCCAUGGAAGAGCUCGGGGCAUCAAAGUUAACAAGACCGUCGGCCCUCAGUAAAAGUUCUGAGCAGCUGGAUCAACUGGGCAGGUUUUCCACUGGACCAGGAGGACAAGGGAGAGACAAGAGGAGUGUUUCAUUCUUUGCCGAAGUCCGGUCAGCCCAGGGGCAGGAGAGAGGGCGGAACAAACAACCUGUAACAGAGCAAGUGGGACCAGAACCAGGGGUUGUUGGUCAGAAGAACACUCAGGGACAGACACAAAACCAAACCCAGAAGAAGUUGUUGAAGCAGAACUCAGAACCAGGGCAAGAUGCCUCAGUGGGAACGAGGAACUCAAGUAGAUCCACCUCCCCAGCCUCCUCCUCCUCUUCCCGGGUCAGGGUUCACUCUGGACCUCCUGGGUCUGCCACAGUUGAGUUCAGAUCCAGCAGACCGCCCAGUGAGACCACAUCUCACCCACCUUCCCCCAGAAGUCUAGAGCCCAGCGAGAGGGAGAUCAGUUUCACCUCAUCCACCCCCACCCAGACAAAGCUUCCAUGUGAGAACAGGCCCAGCUCCAGUAGAGCUCGGACUUCUGUGUCUGGACCGGAGACGGAGCAGUCUGUGGAUGAACCCAGCGGUGACGCCUCUCCGCCUGAUUCAAAUCAGGAAGUGUCUCUGAGCUGCGGCGUCACCACAGAUCCGUCACUGUGGAUCCUCCCUCCAGAAGAAGAGAUCAGAGAGGAGCUCCAGACCUCGCUGCUGACAGACAGUGUUUUUGAUGAUGAGUCCAGCAGCCCGGCCCCUCCGGCGCCGACAAGUGAAACCUCUGUGUCUCCCUGCACCUCGGUGUCGGACGCAGACAUCAGUCUGCAGCUGGAGGAGGAGAUCACUCCAGAAACGGAAGAUGAGAAGUUGGGAGACAACCAGGAGAUGGAAGAGAGGGGGACACCAGAGGGAGAGAUGGAGAGCCUGGAGAAGCCCGCGGAGAGACCUCAGUGGGAGGAGCUCGUAGAAGCAGUGGUCACGGCCGACCAGUCACUGGCUCGAGUGCUCUACCCACUGGCCAAUCGCAAGACGGCGCUAAUGUUGAUGGAGCAGCUGCUGUCAGAAGACACGCUGCUGAUGGAGGAGCACUACAAGAAGAAGCAGGAGCAGAAAGGAGCAGCAGAAACUGCUGAACCGUCUCCUCGUCCCUCUGCUGCUGAAAGCCUCAAACCUCAGAGCACAGACCUGCAGAGCCAAGCUGAUGUCACUGAGAAGAAGCGUCUGCUGGUGUCUUAUAUCGAGGCGCGUCUGCACUCGCUGGAAGAAAUGCGCAGUCCGCUCCAGACAGAGAUUCAGGAGAACGUGGCUCACGGGGAGGCGCUGGAGAUGCUGGUCCGUGAGCGCUGUCAGCCCGUAGAGCUGGAGAGGUACAACCUGUUCAUCGGAGACCUGGAGAGGGUGGUGAGCCUGCUGCUGUGCCUGUCUGCUCGGCUGGCGAGGGUUCAGAACGCCCUGAGCACCGUGGACCAGCACACAGAUGCUGAGGAGAAGCAAUCUCUGGACAGUCGCCAUCGUCUGCUGUGCAAACAGAGGGAGGACGCCAAAGAUCUGAAGGAUAACCUGGACCGGAGAGAGAACCUCGUCUCCACCUUCCUGUCGCGCCAGCUGUCCGCCGAGCAGCUGCAGGACUACCGGCGCUUCGUGCAGACGAAGGCCUCGCUGCUCAUCCGGCAGAAGGACCUGGAGGAGAAGCAGAGGCUGGGAGAGGAGCAGCUGGAGGCGCUCAACAACAGCCUCCACCUGUGAGGCCACGAGAGCACUCAUCCGUUCCUACCUUGAAGGAAGUUCUGGUUGUACUGUUCUGGCUCUUGGACACAAGUGGUCCAGCUGGUACCUCCAACCCUGCGCACCCUGUCAUGACUUUGUCCUCUGAGGACGGCUUGUGAGGAUCUGCUCUGGUCUCAUCACUACAGACUGCACAUGAGACGAGCUGUAACGACUCCUCGCCUUCCUGUUGUCCACCGAGGGAGCUCAGAACGCUCCUCCACCCGAUCUCCGCCCGUCGUCCGUCUGCAUGUGUAGACUGUUGCACAUGUGACUGCGGGACUGUUUUUCUGCGUGCCUUCAUGUUGGUGUUGCUGUGGAACGUUUUCCGUGAGGAGCUGCUGGGUGGAAGCGUCGCGUCCCCUGUUAGAAUUUCCUGCACUUGUAGUGCUCCAGCCCUGUUUCUGCACCUGUGUGAACCUGUUAUAAGCUUUAAGAUUGUAUUUGUGAGCAGUGAGAGGGCGUCAGUGGAGGAGAGCAGCCUGAGAGGGGGCGCUGUACUGUACCAUGUCAGCUGAAAUGUACUAUAGAUGUAGUAGAUUUAAUCUUUUUUUUAAAAUAUGUUCUUAUUUUUAAAUGUUUCAAAUUAAGGCACUAAAAACCAAAAAGGGUGAAUGGAAAAAAAAAAGCACUUUGUAAUGAAACAUAAAUGCACAUUUCCUCUGAUCAGAUUCAAAAUAAGCCUUACUCCAUCCGUCUGUCUUCUGCUCUGUCAUGAAUAUUUAAAAAUGAUGUUUUGAAGGUACAUGAGCACACCCAGGAACAUGAAGGAUUGUGUACUAAUACUUUUCCAGCUAAUUUCAUACUUAAUGUCAUUAAGUCUCAAUGAUUUCAUGCUGGAACGGUUCCUCAUACAGGAGUGCUAAACCUCUUUAAAGCAGAUUAUAAGUAAGCAAUUAUAUCACUGAGUAUUUUCUCCCAAUGUCCCUUUGUUGCAGAAGUGACACGUGAUACUUGAAAUACUUUUUGUUUUGUCAGGAGGAAAGUCCACACAUUUUCACUUCAGGUGUCUUAAACUCAUUUUCUCUUCUCUACCUCCACAGAGUCGUCACUUCUCGACACGCGUAGCCUUCAAGUUUAUUUAAAUUGACUCAGCUUUUAGUUGAAGGUCGUCCUGAAUGAAAACACGCUGUUGAAUCAAAUAACUUUCCCUGCUCAUCUUUAAAGAAUCUCACAGUUUAUAACCUGCAUUUGUCCGUAGUUUCAUAGUUAUAUUAACUUGUUUUUUACAGAAUCUUAAACCGACCCAUCAGAGUUGUUUAAAGAGAUGUGAGCUCCACAUCAGAUUAUGUGUGUGUGUGUGUGUGUGUGUGUGCAUGCACUCAAAAUCAUGAAUGUCUUAAUGAUGUGUGUGUAGAGAUUAGUUGUUGAACAGAGAGACACAACUCCUCUCGGUGUUUGCUGUGUGUGUUUUCAACAAAACUCCUGUGAAGUCAUGAAGUGAUCAAAACGUUGUCGUCGCUCAGGAAAUUCUACCUGUCGGCUGUUCUGAAACAAAUAAUCCAGAGUCUGGGUUGACUUUUGUGUAAAUGAUAUUUAUGUAAUAAUGACCACAAAGAGGCAGAUCGUCAUUGACAACCUCCACGCUCACUACAAACAUCAUUCACUAACUCACAAUGUUAAUAAAAACCUGUUUCUCGGUGAACAGUCCUCAGAUAUUCCUCCGGAGGUUUCCGACUCCGCCCGGCUUCACUUUGCUAAACAAGCCUAUGUUUGUCUUGGCCUUUGUGCUGACGCAGAGCUGAGGGGUUAGAAAUACUCUCAUGUUGUUCCCUGCAGCCUGCUGGAAUUCCUAAAGUAUGCAAAAGACCAACAUCUUGGAGAAAGAGAAGCCUGGAGGGGAGGAGGAGGUGUGAAACAGGAGCACAUGGAUAAAUACUCAUUCUAGUUCUCGCUCUGUUUGCAUACUAACAAACUCCCGAGUCAUUUCUUGUUUCGAGCUGCAUUCUGUCGAGGUUGCCGGCUGUUUUUUGAAGCAGGAUUACAUUUAUUUAGUUUGGGAUUUGGUUUCACACACUGGAGCUGUGUGACAUUGAUACACAACAGAAUCUGUUUUAAAUCCAAGAAGGAAAGACGUAUUUGAUGGACUCCCAGCUGGUGGUCCACCUCUCUGCAUGUGUCACACCUGUUCUCCAUUGAGAGUUUGAGUUGUUUCUUUGUGCCUGUCUGGAGUUGUAAAUUCCACGAUGUUUGUUUAAUAUUGUGAAUAAAUUAAGCUCUCCCUCUCC
Molecule: messenger RNA, 7437 nt
Organism: Acanthopagrus latus (yellowfin seabream)
Lineage: Eukaryota; Metazoa; Chordata; Actinopteri; Spariformes; Sparidae
Gene: shroom1
Product: shroom family member 1
Exons: 10
Coding region: 461-5191 (1576 amino acids)
Biological process (GO): actin filament organization
Cellular component (GO): cortical actin cytoskeleton; apical plasma membrane; apical junction complex
Molecular function (GO): actin filament binding
Source: RefSeq, a predicted model, not a curated record